GAUGACACAUUACAGUACAAAAUAUGAGUAAAUGUGAACAGAAGUUCUUUAAAAUGUUACAUACAUUUUUUUUUUGUGUAGCUUGCUAAUAUUAAUGUUAUGUAUAUUUAAUGUAAUUCGCAAUAUUUACAUGUGAUUUGUGUGAAAAAAAACACCCUCAAACGCAUCGCGAAAAACCACGUGACGUGCUUUCUUUCCCUUAUUGGCCAGUCGGCGGGCAGAAGAAUAGAAACCGGAAACGCGUUUGUUAGGCAAGUGAAUUAAUACAAUUAUCGUAAAAAAGACAACAUGGAGCAAUAUUGGCGGUUGUUGAUACAUUUAAAAACUAUUUGUAUGCUCAUUACACUAAAGUUGGAGUGAACUUUAAUACAUUUCCCCUCCUCCAGGUUAAAAGAUAAAAAGAUGGCAGGCUCUUACCGGACGACGUGCUUUCAUGCUAAUAUCGGCCAGUUUAUCUGAAGUGCGUCCCGGAGGUCCGAGUGGCUCCUGUUCCCUCCCAGAGGAAACCAGGCCUGAACUAAUCGUCUGAGCGGGAGAGAGAGAGCGAAGAGACCACGUCUGUGUUCCAGUGAGAUUCUAAAGUCAUACCUGAAAGUCGGAGGGCUGCGGUGACCGCCAGUGUCUCUGAUGGAAGCCAUGGAGGAGCCAAGAAAGUCGCAGCUGCCUCUUUGACAGCUGCAGGAGGAUCGACACAAGCUCCGCUCUUGUUUACGCUACCGAGGCGAUGGAGUACCGCGCCGCACUCCGAGAGCCGUCCGCUCUGGGGGGAAAUGAAGUCAAGUGCCGUGGCCGUGAAACCGGCGCUGUGACCCAUCAAUCAAAGAGCUGCUUCCUCGGAUAUUCCCACAGCCUCGGCCAAUCAGGCGGCGUGUUACUUCCCCCGGCAACUGGAGAUGAGCUGCUAUAGAGAAGAAGUCAUAUCCCGUGUGGGAAUAUCAAUGCAGCCUUCCUGGAGAUCACCACUGAAUGUUUCCUCACCGGCACCAUGGAACUGAAGCUAGAGGUUGUUUUGUCCUCCAGCAUCAAGCGAAAGAAGCCAUGGCCGCGCUUCUGCUGGCUCGGACAGGAGAAGGAGUCCGUCUUCCUGUUGGAUGACAAAAGGCUCAGCGAGAUCAACAUGGUCUCCGGUCGCACCAAGAAGAAGACCCCGAAACUUCACCCAAUGCUAAACAAUGUGGUGACGAUGGCUCCGUCUCGCAAUGGUUUGUGGUUCUGUGGACUUUUGGGCACGGGAGAGCUCUUUUUAUGGAACAGGGAUAAGGACUUGUUAAAGACGACCACAGCUGUGCCUGAAGUUGUUCAGUUGAUUUCUGAUAUCCGAGGAAAUGCUCGGCUGACCGUCCAGGUGUCAGGCGACGGGGUGCGCGUCCUGGUGGUCUCCACAUCGGCGCAACUGUUCUUAUGGGAGUGCACGGACAUCAGAGACCUGGCGGAGAUGUCCGUCAACACCAUUAAGGGGCGAUGGGCUGAAAUGCAGCCGCUUCACGAUUCCCUUCUGCCCUCCAUAAAAGACAAAGAAACAUCCCAGUGUACCAUCUUUUCCAAGACCGAGUCUAUGGGGGAUAUCUGCCUAUCAGCGUUUGUAUUCACAUGUGGGAAGAAGCUAAUUAUCACCUGCCUCAAAGUCCAGUGGAUGGACGACUACAUGAACUUGAGCUCCAUGGGAUACAGCAUACAAUGGGCCACCAAGACAUACCCCAUGUCGCGUCUUACCCCCACCUGCCAACCGGUGAAGUCCAGAGGGGCGCUGGUGGCCGACUUCUCUCCUGAUGGAAAACUACUUGCCAUCGUUUUGAACCAGCGGCAGCCCAAGGCGACACAGGUUGUAUUUGUGAGCACACAGAAUUUUAUCUCUGUAUCAAGCGGCCUUGGUGGAUGUGGUUGUAAAUCUGAAGCGAUUCCUUCUAAAUACGUAAGGUCGUACUGGGUGAGCGGUCUAAGCUGGUCACAUGAUGGCCUUUUCCUCGCCUGUGUUCUGAAGAGAGGCGCCCUUCUCAUCCUGGCUCGUCUCGGCAGGCUCCUCUCGCUAACAAGCACCGGUUGCAAAGUUGACUUUGGACCCGCGCACUUCCUCCCCCUGCACCCGCUGGUCACUUACCGGCCACCGGCCGGAAUAGCAGAGGCCUCUCUUUCUAGCUCCAGCGUUUCAGCACGAGACGCAAUGAGACAGCGCUAUUCUGUGACCUGGCAUCCUCGCCUCUUGUACUGCAUUGUGUCUGACGGCUACAUGGCCACGGUGCUGAAGGUUCUGAACAGGCCUUCUGCUGCAAUGCUGGUGAAAACUGUGUUAGAUAACACCAGCAAGGACCUUCAAAAGGCCAGCCAGCAUCUGGAUACAUCACAGAGUUACGUGAAGAUGUGUUUGGAGUCUGUAUCGUUCCCCAAUCUGGACCGUGGCUUUGAAGACACCAGAUCAUUCGCCACGAGUGUGCCUCCUGCCACCGACUCUAUUUCUCCAGCCACACAGGAUUCCCCUUUGCCUCUUUUCCUCCAGGACCAGGGGCUCCUCAGUAGUACAAAAGAGCUCAUAGAUAAAGUGCAGACCUUCUUUGAGGACGAUUCUGACAUAGACGGACCUCCUGCUGGCUCUCAGCCGGCGGAUGGCGGACGUCUGGAGUUUGCCUCCAUGUUUGAUACAGUUCACGCGCCGGACUCGGAGGCCGACUCUAAACAUACGGCUAGCUCCGAUGCCGAGGAAGACUUUCAGGAGAGCGUCCACCAUCUUCACCAUGAACUUUUGAAGAUUCAGAACGGACUCUUGACAGCGUGGGCUCUCUGCAUGUCUCUGGGCGCCGCGUUGGAAAAUCGCGCUCACCUGCUGAAGUACGCCAUCUACCGACUGGCGCAACUUGCCGCUUUUCUCCACUUGAUCCCGAGCAGUGAUGUCCGCUCGGGGAAAGGUUCUUCUUGGCUCCUGCAGCUUCUUAAAACGAUUUUAUCGUUUCUUCCGUGGGAUCACUCAGGUGGGCCUCAAGCCCUGGGGCUGGUGGUGGAACUAAGUAGGCAGCUGGUGCACCUGCUGCUGGGCCCUCAAAGCGAGUUCUGCCCAGCAAGUCGCUUAGAAAGUCUAUGCAGAGCUGUGCUGAUUCUCAAUCUGGUCUCCGAUUCCCUCGAUCGUGCCUACAGCCUGCAACAAAGAAGUGUGUGGGCUUCAGCAGAGAAGGACCCUCAGAUUGCAUCUUCAGAUGUAUACCAUGUGCCUUUACUACAGGAAGGCAAGGAAAAGGAAAGAGGAGUUGCACGUCAGGGUCUGCCUGUACCCCACAGACCAUCCAGCAGACUUGCUGGAGUGUGGAAGUGGGUCUACAAGGUCAGCCGGCAAUACCAAGAGGAGAUCCGUGGCUUUAAAGAUGGCAGCGGUUGGGAGGCGGAAGACGAGCAGCUGUCCGUAAUCAUAUCUGAGAUCCAAAGAGCUCUGCAAGCUACAGGAGAACGACUGGAGGAGGGCCCCACACUGCUGAAUUACACUGGUGAACAGCUAUUCCUGUGUGGCUUGUACCAAAACGGUGUUGAGACGCUGCAAACACAAAUUUGGGAAGAGAGUAAAAAAAGUUCUCGUAGUGUCUUCCAGGAGACAAGGCUUUGUUUGGCUCUCCUCUACAGCCUGUUGGCCCAGUAUCAUCUCAGAGAAGCCGUGGAGUUGGGAGAACACAUGGCCCACUUGGUUCUGCACAGAGCGGGACAUUACAGUAACGACGCCGCUUGCACAGAAUCAGCUGACCCACUUCUGCCGACAAACCUGCAUAUUGACGCCGCCUAUGCCGUCAUUCAUGCUCUGGCGAGAUUCAUGGCCUCCUAUUUUACUAAUCGGCCGCUUAACAUCCUGCCUGCGCACAAUGUGGCCGUCCUGCCACCGCUACAUCUACCUCACGCCUUAAAUGUGGGACGCUUGGUGCCGCUCAGCCAAGAGGAGGUGGCUCGAGCGGUCCGCCAGCAGCACAUGUCCGAGAAGUGGACAGUGGACUACGCCCUGGACCUGCUCCUUCUUGGGGGUCUGCUCCCAGAGACCGCCUGGCUGGCGUUCAAUCUCGGCGACUGGAAGACGGCAGCCUCUGUCAGCCUUGCCUACAAAAACUUCUGCCUUGACCAAUUGGACUUCACUCGGAUUAACAGAAAGGAGCUUCACCUCCCGAAAGCUUUACUCCCUGAGAGUAUUUUCCAGGCAGAGUUGCAGCAUCUACUUGACAAUAACUCUCAAGAACUCAGGGAUAUCACCGAUAAGAAGUUUAUAGCAUCUUGUCUCAAACCUCUAGACCCUCUGGAAGGAGAAGACUUGGCAUUGUUACAGGUGUCCAUCCACGAGAUCCUAAAGGCCUCCGUCAUGGCUGGUGUGAAUGUGUUGUCCUCACCCUUGACCUUCUUAUUGGACUCGGCCAAGGACUUGUGCUCAGGCCUGCCCGCUUUGGUGCACAGUGGACUCUAUUUGCCAUCCCCACCUCUUUAUUGUCCUCAACCUUCCCCAAACACACAGGAUCCAGUAGGACCAGCGGGGCAGCUUACAGAGAUUGCAACACGUCACAAAGUGUCAGGAGUUCUCCAAAGGAUGCUAUUACUCCUCAGGUCCUCUCAUUGUUGUCACCCUGCUGCUCAGUGGUACAUUCGUCAUCUACGCCGUGCCAGGCAUCUACUCUUCAAGAUAAAGAUGAGGUACGGUUACCCAUCCGCUGCUGAAGAGGAAAAAGCUCUCCCAGAAGGUUUGAGGAAGUUUGUCAGCCAUGGUGGAUUCUUCAAAGAGAUGGAGAACAAAAACCUGGACUCGGAUGCUAUUCACACUAUUAUUUGCUUCAGGGAGCUGUGUGGUUUAUGCUGGAUGCUUCAUGUCAGAGAUCAGCUUUCUAUUGCCUGCAGGAAGUACCAGGCGGCCAGAAUGCAACGGGCUGAUACUGAGGUUUUGUCAGCCUGCAUGGACACUCUUCUAUGGGCCCAUCGUUACUUGCCCUUCUCUCACUUGCUGAAUGCUGAGGAAAUCCUCCAGGACCUUCUGCUCAGCCUGGUGUCCGAACUGCCACCUAUUGCUCUGGUGGCAGACACGCUGGUACUUGCCUUCCCAGAGAAGGAGGAGUCUGUCAGAGUCUCCCUGAGGGAAAAGUAUAACUCACUGCUGCAGAGCCUGAAGCAAUGCAGUGUGUCUGAGGGGGACAAAGACCAGGCCAAAAUGACCGUUCUGAUCCAAAACAAGUCCAAGCAGAGGAGAAAGCACCUCGGCCGCAUGCUUAGGCACCUGGCUCCCCUUGAGCUCCGACUGUGGGUGAAAGAAGAGGAAGAUGAAGACAGGGGACGCAAACCCGGGGCAUCUGUGCCGAGGCAGCCAUCACCUGUCGUGAGUGUGAACCCCAGCACUUUAACCGAUACAGCAGAGAUCGAGGGCGUCUCUCCAAACCCACAUAGCCAAUCUAAAGCAAGGGGGGCGAGAGAAAAAAAAAAGAGGACUGCUGUUCCAGCGAAGCAAAAUGUCAGUCAACAUGAUGCAGCGCUAACCUCCCUUCCUGUCGUUGGUACUUGGGAGUUUGAACUCGAGGACGACGAGUAUCUAAACUUUCUCGAGCUCUUCCUCAGCUACAUGCUAGAGAAGGACAGCGUUGACGGCGGAGAGCCUCCCUUGCUGAAAUCCUUUUGCACCAUGAUGAGGGAGCGAGAGUUGCAUUCGCUUACCUUCGACGUGCUCACAACGAUGCACCGGCGCCAAAGAGACAGCGGACAGUACCCGGAGAGGAAACUCCGCAACAACGACCUUCCUGUUUUCAGAGCUGGCUGCUGCCAGAGGACAGCGAAACGCGACACGACAUCUGAGCAGCAAACUUCCACCAGCCUCUCUGCACUCGCUCUGUCUGAGAGGCAAACUGGAUUGUUUAGCCGCCUGCACAGCAAUGUUAAAGAGUUAAAGAGAGUCUCCGCUUCCGACUUGAGCCAAAGUGCCCUGCAGGCAACAGAAUGUUCAGUGUCUCCAGAAGCCGUUGUAGAACUGCAACAGGUCCUGGACUCUAAAUUAGAGGCUGAAUUCCCAGAACUCGGCAGGCUGCUGGAGUGGAUGUUACGCUGGGCUGACAGGAGGGCGCUUCAGGGUCAUCAGGGCAAAAAGAAAAAGAAGGCAGAUGGAACGUUCGAUGAAGGUAUAGUCAUUCGCGUUAAAACCUCUGCACCGGCCGUCCUUACUUCUCUCGGCCUGCUGGAGCACAGGUUCUCUUCUGUCCUUGAAUCUGACGCCGUAGUUCACGUCCAAGUCCCGGAAACAAAGGGGACUGGUUUUCCAGUGGUGCAACCUGAGAUGGACAUCAGCCUGGAACGAGAGGCCAUCGUUGAUACUGGCUUUCCUGAAACAGCUAAAACUCCUAUUGAUGCUUUUGUUCACAAUGAACAGCAUGAAGAACCUGCCAUUUCUCAUGCUCACGAACCAGAAGAGAUGGUGUUUCACAGGACACCUCUCCCUGACGACCCAGAUGAACUUAGCUUUAGUGCUCAGAGGCCUGUCCCAAUAUCACAGGGACCAUGUUUUGAGGAUUUGGAUGUUACACCUGAAAAAGAAGGCAAAAGUAGUGACUACGACCGCACGGACGUGUCCUCUUCUCUCUCAAAUGGGAUAUCUGAAAAUCUGUGCUCACCUCAAACCAGUUUAAAGAUAGCGGAUCUGUUAGAGACACCCAACCCCACUUCUGCUUGUCGCCAAGCAGGAAGCCGUCUGUUGACCCAGACGACAAGUGAUCCAGACCCCCACAUCCCUCGAAGUGUUCAGCCUGAAGUAGAGUUCCCUUAUUCAAGUGAAAGGCUGUUUGCCAACACACCAGGAGACUAUCCAUCAAGUUCUCAGCCUCAUACCUCACACCUCAUCCCUGAGACACCCACAGUGGAUCCUACUGGCCCAAACCAUCCAUCCUUCAUUCAGGCACCACCAAUGAGACAGCGUAUUGGUGAAGACUUAUUCAGACUAGUCCAGCACAUCAACUACAUGAACAUGAUGGACGUUUUGGGAGUUUCAUUUUCCAACCUGCAGCUAGCCCAGCAGAAUUCUUCAUCAUUUCCUCAGUUCGGCAUGAACCCCUCGCAUCCUGUUGUGCCUUCACCUCACGUUGCUAGUGUCACACCUCAGCAAAACCUUGUCACCCCUCAAUCACAAAUAUACAUGCCAAAUCUGGACGCUAACAACCCAGCCUCCAUGUAUGCACAUCAGCUUCCCAUUCAGAGCACUCCGAUGGAACGCUCUCCAUCAGCUGAUCAGUAUCACUACACCAGGAAUCUACCCUACAAAACACAUGGAAAUGAUCAGGGAUUCCAACCCCUUUCUGUGCAAGCAGAGUCGCCAGAAGUUCAAAGUAGGGAAAACAAGAACUUCAUCCCAUCCACUCAAGGACUUCUCACCACUGACACCCCCGUGAUACCGCAUAACGGUAACGUUAAUAUCGACCCUUCAUCCCAAGCCUUAGGUUUCAAGUUACUCCAGCGACAGCAGAACGUCCCGCUGCAGCCUCAGGCGCCACACGCUCCAAACUCGGCCCCUGUAGAACCAACAAGUAGAGCUGCGUCAAGGAAGAAACACAAGAAAAGAAAAGCUGCCAAAAGGUUUCUCCGAUUUAGGGACAUACCCUACUUUGAGGCCGCCUCGAGGUAUCAGACGUUCGAGGGAUCCGAGCAGCCUGCGUCGACACAUGGCCUUCGUCUGCUGCACUUGCAGCCUGAUCCACAAGAACACCUCACACUCUCCAGACGACCAUCACCGCCGAUGCCCCUUUUUGUUCCUGUUGUCCCGUUGGGAGAAUCCCCUCAGCCCCAGCUUCUAUACUUGGACUCUAAUUCAAGAACGAUGUCGUCCCCAGCGCCUCGCUUGUCCCAAAGGACCCGUCUCAUGUCCUUGGAGGAGCUGACGGGCUUAGUGGCGGGGAGGCGCAACUCUGAGGAGGCUCGACUCCAGCUGCUCAGAGUAAACGACCCCAGUGAGACAAACAAAGGGGCCACACCCAGCUCGGGAUCCAGCAAGAGGCAGAAGAGGAGAGAGAGGGCAUUGGAUGCAAGAAAAGAAAAUGAGUCCGUCAUUAUUACACAAAAGCCAAAAGAGGAGCCAAUUGUUGCAGAGAAAAAGACUCCUGCAAGAGAUGUUACCUUUCAACAUGGCUGUAUCAAAUCUUUACCUACUGGUCGGGUGUUACUGACCAAAGCAAGUUCGACUUCAGCUGAGCUUCAUGCCUUCGCCGCCACGUGCAAAAGACCCCCCGAGUGCCUCGAUGCAUUCACCAACACGGACCCAAAGUAUUCCCCCAUGCUGGUGGAUAAAGCUGUGUCCACCCAAGCGUUUGCAGCGGCCAUUACGGCCAACAUACAACAUUCAGAGAAACUACACCUGCGCAAAGAGAGCCGUCCUCGAGAAACAGUUGACAUCCUGAUAUCGCAAGAGGAAAGGAAUGUGGAUCAGGUCGGUCGCAACUUCCUGAGCGUCUUGGACAUUGAGGAGGGUACAUGGCAUCACGAUUUGCCGCCUCUUAGCUCCGGAAUGCAGGAAAGGAAGGAUGCUUCUGCCCCCCCGCCUCCCGUACUCACACCUGCCCAGCUUCAUGUGCUUGCAACUUCCAUCGUAAAUAACACCCAUGCUGCCCCUCGGGAUUUACAACCAUCAAUCAAAAUUCCAGAACAAAACGUCAAAACCAUCACGCAAUCAGGUGUCCUCGUGCACCCUCCUCCUGUCCAUCCCACCUCGUCCGGCAAAGAGCAAGAACGAGUCACUUCACAUUACGCUGAGAAUCCACCUGACUCUGAUUUCUAUAAAUCCAAUACCGGGACAGAAAUCGAUCACAGUCCUCCAUCCAUCUAUAAAGACAAUAGUGCGUCACAAGUAGAUCACAGUCCUCCAUCCAUCUAUGAAGCCAAUAGUGCGCCACAAAUAUAUCACAGUCCUCCAUCCAUUUAUAAAGCCAAUACUCCACCACAAAUGGAUCACAAUCCUCCAUCCAUUUACAAAGCCAAUAGUGCACCAACAAUUGGUCCCAGUCCUCCAUCCAUUUACAAAUCUAAUAGUGCACCACAAAUAGAUCGCAGUCCUCCGUCCAUUUACAAAGCCAAUAGUGCACCACAAAUAGAUCGCAUUCCUCCAUCCAUUUACAAAUCUAAUACUUCACCACAAAUGGAUCACAAUCCUCCAUCCAUCUGUGAAGCCAAUAGUGCGCCACAAAUCGAUCACAGUCCUCCAUCCAUCUAUAAAGCCAAUACUGUGCCACAAAUCUAUUCUACUGGGCCACAAAUCGAUCGCAGUCCUCCAUCUAUCUAUAAACCCAGCACCGUGCCAGAAAUCGAUCACAGUCCUCACAGUCCCCCACUCAUCUAUAAAGCCAAUACUGCGCCACAAAUCCAUUCUAAUGGACCACCAAUUGACCGCAGUCCUCCAUCCAUCUAUAAACCCAGUAUCGUGCCUGAAAUCGAUCACAGUCUUUGCAGUCCUCCGUCCAUCCAUGAUCCCAAAACAACGCCACAAAUUGAUCACAGUCCUCCAUCCAAAAACACAGCAGUCUGGUUUUCAUCCCGCCUGUCUGAGCUGGAUUCUCAGCUGGCUGCCCUGCAGAACAUUGCUGACUGUUUGGAGAAGGACCUUCCUGGAUCCACAAUAGGAAAUGAGUUGGUCUACCAACCUGAGCAAGUCUCCCCAGUUUCAACUCCGAAGGCUGUAAGAAAAACAGUUCGACUGUCUCUCCCGGCUGAAGAGCAGAAAACAGAAAACAGUCAAAGAAAGAACACCUUUGUAACCAAAUCUGCACAGGCACUUCAGCUUGUACCAGAACUUGACAUCAGCAAAGUAGAGCAAGGGUAUCAGGAAGAAGACGAGGAUGUGUUUCGCUAUCACCCAAAUAACCCUGACAGAAGGAGGCCAUCUCUGCAUCUAUCAUCUUCUACUCAGCUUGGUUACGACGCCCCCUCAUCCCACCAAUACACCUCUCCAAAUCAUAAGAAUAUUCUAACAAGAACAUUGGAAACAUCUGAGGAGACGGCUGAUGAGAGUCUGGACCAGACGGGGUUGUCUGACACUGUGGAAAUACUUGAAGGCUUAGUAAGGGAAGGUUAUUUAUCUCAGACGGACCUAGACAUGUCAUUUUCGGACACGGCGGCUCCUGGCAGCAGCAGAAGGGAGCAGUGGGAGCAGCAAAGCUGGCAGAUAUCCCCCAGACAUGCUCUUGCAGACGACGAAAGGAGGGAGCUGAGAAUGUGGAUGAGGAGGAAGCAUCGGGAGCGACGGUCUGUUUACCAGAAACAGAGAGCGAGCCUGCGGGAGAAAGAAAUCAAACCUUUUACGACAUCGACAACAUCGAAGUCUACUGGCCAAGGGACAGGUUGGAAAAACACGGAGGAAAAGCAGAAGGCAAUGCUUUUGAAACAAUUCAACGCGAGGAUCCGCGAGGCCACUGAUUUGGCAAGUCAACUUGGUGGCAACCCACUCACCAGGUCCCGCGCUGCUGCGAUUGAUGUGAACGGGAUGCCCGCCCCCGCUGUCACUGUCCGUCCUGCCUCUGCACCGCCAUGCAAUCGCAGCCUUGAGAAAAGAAGUCUGAAGCGUCCCUCAGGACAAACACAUGCCCAGCGUCGCCCUUGGACUGCUGAUGUCUCAGGACAAGCUUCAGAGGACAGCAGGAGGCUACCAAGACCAGGGACCUCUCUGUCGCGGGACCCUGCCUUCUCUCCACGGGGCUUGUUGACGUCAGCAAAGAGCCACGAGGAGCAGCGUUUUAGAAAUCAGAGGCAGCAAAGAAGGCUGUCAGACGUGGAGGAGAGCGAUGCAGACACCUUGAAGCUGCUUGGCCUAGGCAAGACCAAAUCAACAGGACUUGUGGACACGCAGAACGAUGGUGCCCCAGCUGGCGUGUCGGGUAUGGACUGGCUGGACAGAGUGUCAGAGAGCGGCGGCAGCAGCCUUAGCGAGAUCGACUGGGCGGCCAUCGAGAAGAUGGCAGCUGCAGAGGAGCCCUGACCUGAAACUCAUGUUCCAGAUAAAUGAUGUGCCUUUUCUACGUAUACACCUCAAGUAGAAAUAAUAAUGAUCAUGAUGAAGUUUUAAUUUGUCCAUAGUUUAGAGUUUGAUCAAGAAGUACACAAUAGAAGAUUAAAAUAAAAUUAAAAAAAUCGGUCUUAGCCUGGGCCCUGGAGUGGGGGUGCAGACUGAGGCCAAGGGAACAAAACAACAACUCAUAGCCAUAGUACACAUCCCUCUUACAUGUGUGUAAGAGGGAAACAUCCAAGAACACAGAGGACAUUAAAGACAUUAAAGCAGCAGAUACAACCUGA
Messenger RNA from Nerophis ophidion (straightnose pipefish), 11253 nucleotides. RefSeq names its product ciliogenesis and planar polarity effector 1 (gene cplane1). Gene Ontology annotation, cellular component: ciliary transition zone. Bases 986 to 10939 code for a protein of 3317 amino acids. The transcript is spliced from 53 exons. Lineage: Eukaryota; Metazoa; Chordata; Actinopteri; Syngnathiformes; Syngnathidae. The record is from RefSeq and is a predicted model, not a curated record. Gene Ontology annotation, biological process: cilium assembly.